Messenger RNA from Auanema sp. JU1783, 420 nucleotides. The record is from the annotation of a GenBank genome assembly. NCBI's taxonomy places the organism in Eukaryota, Metazoa, Nematoda, Chromadorea, Rhabditida, Rhabditidae.
AUGUCGGCCUCCACGAGGGUUAGUGAUGAAGAACUUCAAAGGAGAGAGAGAUAUCUCCGUGCUGGAAAGCGUGAGAGACAAAUUAUGGAUCCAUUCACCUGGUCCUAUCCAGCUAAAGGUGCUGGAGUGAUGUUGGGAGUUUCUUUGAUUUCUUGCCAACUUCAUAACUUAUGGAACAAGAAGCCGUAUUACUAUGCUUUGUUCCCUCGCUUGGUUCUUAUUUCCGCCGUGACUGCCUUAGGUUAUGGUAUGGGAGCCUUGAGACAAAGACACUACCAAACACGAGAUGCUGUAAUUGAACAUUACAUGAAGCUUCAUCCUGAAGAUUUUGACCAUUUUAAAGACAAAAGUGGACGUCCAUUCUCACAGGUUUUGCUUCCUUGGUAUCCUCGUCGUACAGAAUACACUAGAUAUGACUAG